Molecule: messenger RNA, 528 nt
Organism: Salvia splendens (bonfire salvia)
Lineage: Eukaryota; Viridiplantae; Streptophyta; Magnoliopsida; Lamiales; Lamiaceae
Product: auxin-responsive protein SAUR50
Exons: 1
Coding region: 59-379 (106 amino acids)
Biological process (GO): response to auxin
Source: RefSeq, a predicted model, not a curated record
UUUAUUCAAAUAUCCAACCAAAAUUCUCUCUACAAUUUAUUCAAAUAUCCAACCAAAAAUGGGCAUCACAAAAUCCAACAAAGUGUCACAAAGAGCAGUGAUUAAGCAGAUUAUGAAGAGAUGCACAAGAAUAGUGAAGAAAGAAAGCUUUGGUGAGUUUGAAGAAGGGUUGCCAAUGGAUGUGCCAAGAGGCCAUUUUGCAGUGUACGUGGGCGAGAACAGAACCAGAUACAUCGUUCCGAUUUCGUAUCUAGGCAACCCUCAGUUUCAGAGCCUCUUGCAGCAAGCAGAAGAGGAGUUUGGCUUUGAUCAUGGGAGUGGCCUUAGUAUUCCAUGUGAUGAAGAGGUUUUUGAGUAUGUAGCGUCUAUGAUUAAUUAAUUAGGUACAAGUAAUUUUUUAGCAUUUUUUUAUUGAUCCCGUUUCGUGGGACUAUGUUUACUUUCGUUCUUCGUUUCACCAUUACGUGUCACGUCACAACUAGAUAUGAUAAUGUCGCAUAUGCGACAUGUUGAUGAAAUAUUUCAUUA